AUGCUGGUGGGGCUGUUGGCAGUGGUGCUCGUCAGCGAGUGGCGCACCGUCAUCCCGUUGGCGGUCUUCGUCGGCGGAUCGGCGCUCGUCGCCGUCAAAUUGGCGCUCGUGCCCAAGAAGUAUGCCCACCUGCAGGCGCAAUGCAUGGAGCCAGUGCUGUCCCACGUGUCUGAGACGUUUGACGGCUUGGCUACCAUCCGCUCACUUCAGCGUCAGCACAUGUUCAAAGACAUCUUCGAGGCUCGACAGGACGUUGCAACAUCUGCUUCCAUCGCUUUCGACGCCACCAACGCCGUCAUCAAUUUUGUCAUCAAUCUACUGGGGGCCCUUCUAAUCUCCGCCAACAUGCUUAUUUUCUUUCUCGCUGAUGAUGGGUCGGAGAGCGCCGCGGCAGCGCUGGGGCUGGUCUUCUACCUGGGCGUGGCGGGCAGCGUGCUCAUGAGCGUGCUGGUGGACAACGCCGUGGAGCUGCAGAGCUUAGCGGGCGCCCUGCGCUACGGCGCCACGGGGGCGCUGGCGCUGCGCGGCCUGUCCUUCCGCGUGCGCGCCGGCCACAAGGUGGGCGUGGUGGGGCGCACGGGCGCCGGCAAGUCGUCGCUGCUGGCGGCGCUGCUGCGCCUGGCGCCGCUGGCCGGCGGGCAGGUGCGCGUGGGCGGCGCGGACUGCGCGCGCCUGCGCAUGCGCACGGUGCGCCGCGCGGUCGCCGUGGUGCCGCAGGAGCCCGCGCUCUUCUCGGGCCCGCUGCGCCGCAGCCUGGACCCCGAGGGGGCGCUGCCCGACGCCGCGCUCUGGGAGGCCUUGGACGCCGUGGGGCUGCGCGCGCUCGCCGCGCCUCCGCAGGGGCUGGACGCGCCGCUGGGGGCGGCGGCGGGCGCGGCGGCGGCGCAGCUGAGCGCCGGCCAGCGCCAGCUGCUGUGCGUGGCGCGCGCGCUGCUGCGCAGGUGCCGCCUGCUCGUGCUGGACGAGGCCACGGCCAACGUGGACCCGCGCGCAGACGCCCUGCUGCAGGCUGCGCUGCGCAGGCAGUUCGGCGCGUGCACUGUGCUGACGGUGGCGCACCGCCUGCACACCGUGGCCGACUGCGACCGCGUGCUCGUGCUCGACGCCGGACGCCUCGCCAUCCAGCACAUCAUGAUCAUGAUGCAGCACAUGUACUUCCUCAACAUCGCGCUCAACCUCUACUUCCCGCGCGCCGCCAGCGCCGUCUCGGACGGCCUCGUCUCCGUCCGACGCAUCAAGGAGUACCUGCUGCGUGAGGAGCGACCGGAACCCGCGGUGCCGGCUAAGGGCGACGCGCUGCGGCUCCCGCCCGGCGCCCUCCCCGGACAAGUGAUCAAGUUGUCGCCCUCUACGCCCCCGCUUCUGCGCGGGGCUGUGCUGCUGCGCGACGCGGACGUGUGCUGGACGCAGGGCACGCCCGCCGUGCUGCGCGCGUUGCGCCUGCGCCUGGCGCCCGGCCAGCUCUGCGCCAUCGUGGGGCCCGUGGGCUCAGGAAAGAUCGCCCUGGUGCUGACGGGACUGUUCUCCGUGGUGAUCGCGUCCGAGUGGCGCACGGCCUUCCCGGUGGCGCUGUUCGUGGCGGCCGCCGGCUUCGCCAUGGGCAAGCUCUCCCUCGUGCCCAAGAAGAUGUGGUCACAACCGCCUGCAUUGCCUUCGACACCACCAACACAGUCAUCAACUUCAUCAUCAACCUUCUCGUCGCAAUGUUGGUGUCCGGGAACAUGCUUGUUUUCUUCCUGUCUGACACUGGAGUACGGCCCUCCGCACAUGCUGCUGCGGGACGCCGACGGCGCCUUCUCGCGGAUGGUGAGCGAAGCGGGGGCUGACACGGAGGCUCUGGUGCGCCGCGCGGCGGAAGAGGUGAGGACAAAGGGGCAGGCCACC
This is a messenger RNA of Gryllus bimaculatus (two-spotted cricket), 1884 nucleotides long. The record is from the annotation of a GenBank genome assembly. Lineage: Eukaryota; Metazoa; Arthropoda; Insecta; Orthoptera; Gryllidae.